This is a messenger RNA of Nymphaea colorata (pocket water lily), 1389 nucleotides long. RefSeq lists its product as uncharacterized. NCBI's taxonomy places the organism in Eukaryota, Viridiplantae, Streptophyta, Magnoliopsida, Nymphaeales, Nymphaeaceae. The record is from RefSeq and is a predicted model, not a curated record. Bases 103 to 1245 code for a protein of 380 amino acids. The transcript has 4 exons.
UCCACUGCUUUGGGAGAGGCCACGAGUUACCCGUUUCUUCCUCUUCUUCUGGUUCUCCUCCUCUUCUGAUUGAGGGGGAAGGAGGGACGGAGAGAGAGCACAAUGGCGCUCCGUACUUCAUGUUUCGCUGAGAACCCAGCUCUAAUCUCCCACGGGUUCUCCACUUGCAGGGUGGUGGAUUCUACUCCCUCUCUCCGUCCUUCCACGCUUUCCCUCUCCCUCGGAAAUCCCCGCCCUUCUUCUUGCCGGCGCAGAAUUCGCAGGAUCACUCCCGCCGUUUCCACGAACGUCGAUGCCGAUCUCCCCGUCCAGCAUGCGGACGUCAAGGCGACCAGCAGUGCAGGGUGGAGAGAAUUUGCUAGACGCGUAUCUGGCGAGUGGGAUGGAUAUGGGGCAGACUUUUCACAUGAAGGAAAGCCUAUUGAGCUACCUGAAGCAGUAGUUCCUGAGGCUUUUAAGGAAUGGGAAGUUAAGGUGUUUGAUUGGCAAACCCAGUGUCCUACUCUUGCUGAAACAGAGAAACCUGUGCUUGUGUACAAAGUGAUCAAGCUCCUCCCGACAGUUGGUUGUGAAGCUGAUGCUGCUACUCGACACAGCAUAGAUGAAAGGUGGGUUGGAGGCACGAACAACAGCGUCUCUUCAUUUGCCUACCAUCAUAAUGGCUGUUAUGUAGCCGUCUGGCCAAUUAAUGAUAAGAGAAGUGCGAAUACGUCAAAGCUUCUGGAAUUGGAGCAUUGUUUGGUUGAUCCUGGCAAUCAGGAAUCCCGUGUAAGGAUAGUGCUUGUUGUCCAAAUGAUAGAAAAUGGUGGGAAAGGUAGUUCAAUGGUAAAGCUGCGCAAUGUAAGGGUCUUCCGUGAGCAAUGGUAUGGGCCAUUCAGGAAUGGUGAUCAACUUGGUGGCUGCUCUAUUCGUGAACCUGCAUUUGCUUCUACCGAAGUUCUUCAAAAUGAAGAACUUAUAGGAACAUGGGAGAGUCACGAAUUUGCUUCAAGAUUCGGAAACAACCAUGAAAAUGUUAAAGAGCUGCUAGAUGAGACCUCAAGAAGGUUGGUGAGGGAUGAACAUGGCCUUGUCUUAUUACCGAAGAAGUUGUGGUGUGUGUACAAGGAAAGUGAGGACGGAAAAAUUUAUGGAGAAGCUGGUUGGUUGUUGGAUCAUGAUAGAGCCCUGACUUCCAGAUGUGUUCUCUUGAGAGAUGGAACUGUAGAGGCAAUGGCUAUCGGACAUGAAAAGCGUCAGCAUUAAUAUGUGAUAUAUUUUAGGUUUCUAGCCAUAUCCUUUGUCCAACUUGUCAUGGAUCAGCCAUCUUUGAUUCUUGUCGGGAUUAUGUAUAUAUGUGUAUGCGUGUAUGUGGUUAUUCAAUAAUAUUUACUUUAAAAUGUUUGAUCA